Molecule: messenger RNA, 3153 nt
Organism: Saitoella complicata NRRL Y-17804
Lineage: Eukaryota; Fungi; Ascomycota; Saitoellomycetes; Saitoellales; Saitoellaceae
Product: alpha-glucosidase
Exons: 2
Coding region: 115-3153 (1012 amino acids)
Biological process (GO): carbohydrate metabolic process
Molecular function (GO): carbohydrate binding; hydrolase activity, hydrolyzing O-glycosyl compounds
Source: RefSeq, a predicted model, not a curated record
GGUUGUUUGGGUGACUUGUUUGGAGCUUGCCCCGGGGGAAGGGUAUAAAAAACUCGCUAUUCGCCGCUUCCAGAUGAUUUCCUCACCGACCCUCGCUCUGAGAAGUACUUCGACAUGAAGUUCUCCUCGCUCGCCGUUCUUCUAGCGGCUCAAGCUCCGCUACUCGGUUACACCUACGCUCACUCAUCCUCCUCCUCCUCCUCCUCCACUCCCUGCACCACCGACAAUACCGGUGGCAGUGCCCAAAACGCAACCGUAAACAACAACACUGCUCCCCUCGCCGACCUCAUCUGCCCCGGUUACACCCUCUCUAACCUCGUGCAAAAUACGCGUGGCUUGAAUGCUAGUUUGACGUUGGCCGGGGAGGGGUGUAAUGUGUAUGGGAAUGAUAUUAGGGAGUUGGUGUUGAGUGUUAGGUAUGAGACGAAGAGCAGGGUUAACGUGAAGAUUGUGGAUGCGGGGGAGAAGCAGUGGCAGGUGCCGGAGGAGAUCGCACCCUCGCCCGAACCCGCGGAGGAAUUAUCGGAGGACGAGUUGGACUAUUCGUUCUCCUAUACUGCUCAACCCUUCGCUUUCUGGAUCACCCGCACUUCCGACGCCCAAAUCCUCUUCGACACCCGCACCCAUCCCCUCGUCUUUGAAGACCAAUUCAUUCAACUCACCACGAAUAUGGUACAAGACUACAAUGUCUAUGGGUUGGGUGAGACGAUCGCGGGGUGGAGGAUCGGAAAUAAUGCCACGAGGACGAUUUAUGCCGCGGAUAUUGGGGAUGUGGUGGAUGCGAAUUUAUAUGGGUACCAUCCGUUUUAUUUGGAGCAGAGAUUUGAGAGUUCGGGUGAUGCUCUGUAUAGUAGUAUCGCGGUCGAGGAGGAGCCGUGUACGACGACGACGGCCGUGAAGCACAACCGCUUCGCCCGUCAUGAAAAGGAGUCAUCAACUACUUCGGCACAAUCUUCCAAGGCAACAACCUCUUCUGCAGGUGGUGGCUCAUCCUCCUCCGCUCACGGUGUCUUCAUCCGCUCCUCCAACGACAUGGACGUCCUCCUCCGCGAAGACUACCUCCAAUACCGAAUCACCGGCGGCAUCCUCGACCUCUACAUCUACACCGGUCCCACCCCGCUCUCCGUAACCCAACAAUACGUCCAAUCCAUCGGUCUCCCCUCCAUGCAACAAUACUGGACCUUCGGAUUCCACCAGUGUAGGUGGGGAUACUCGAACUUGAGUGAAUUGAUUGAUGUUGUGGAAAGUUUCAAGGAGUUCGGGAUCCCGCUUGAAACGAUUUGGACGGAUAUUGAUUAUAUGGAUUUUUGGAAGGAUUGGACGGUGAGUCCGAAUAGAUACCCCGCUGAUGAGUUUUUGGCGUUUACGGAGGGGUUGAGGAGUGUGGGGCAGCAUUAUGUGCCUAUUGUUGAUGCGGCGAUUUACCGACCCGAUCCGAACAACGCUACGGAUUCGGAGUAUGAGUCGUAUUAUAGGGGUCAUGAGUUGGACGCGUGGAUCAAGAAUCCGGAUGGGUCGGAGUAUGUUGGGGCUGUGUGGCCUGGGUAUACUGUCUUCCCUGACUUCUUUGCGAAUGGGACACAGACGUAUUGGACGGAAGCUCUUGUCAACUUUUCGAAGUUGGUGGAUUAUUCGGGGAUUUGGCUUGAUAUGAAUGAGGUUUCGUCGUUCUGUGUUGGGUCUUGUGGGUCGGAUGAUUUGGGUUCUCAGCCUAUCCUGCCGCCGUUUGCGUUGGGAGGUGUGAGUUAUGAUUAUCCUGAGGGUUUCAACGUAAGUAACGCGACUGAGGCUACGGUUGUUUCUUCUGCUUCCGCCGCCGCCGCCGCAUCCGCUUCUGCUUCAUCCCUCGCAUCUCCAUCUCCCACGAACACCGUCGGCCCAACCGUCUACGCCCCGGAGAUCGAGGGACCAUACGGGCCAGAAAACAUCAACUACCCCCCCUACGCCAUCCACAACUGGCAACAAAAUGGCGACCUCGCAGGCCACGCAGUUUCCCCCAACGCAACCCACGCUAACGGAAUCCGCGAAUACGACGUCCACUCCCUCUUCGGCUACAUGGAGACCAUCGCAACUUACAACGGCCUGUUGGAGCACAAACCCGAUGAACGCCCGUUCAUCAUCUCGAGGUCUACGUAUCCUGGGUCGGGGAAGUAUGCGGGACAUUGGGGUGGGGAUAAUUAUUCCAAGUGGGCAUAUAUGGCGUUUUCGAUUCCUCAGGCUUUUAUGUUCCAGAUGUUUGGGAUUCCGAUGUUUGGAGUCGAUACCUGUGGUUUUGCUGGCAACACGGACGAGGAGCUUUGCAAUCGCUGGAUGCAGCUCAGUGCGUUCUUCCCAUUCUACCGCAACCAUAAUACGCUUGGCGCAUUGAGUCAGGAGCCCUAUAGGUGGGCUUCCGUCGCCGAGGCAUCGAAGACGGCGAUGAAGAUCCGCUACUCGCUGUUGCCUUACAUGUACACCCUCUUCUAUGAAGCCAGCAAGACGGGUGCACCCGUCAUGAACCCCUUGUCGUUCUUGUGGCCGAACGAUGCUUCCCUCGUUGCCGCUGAUCGCCAGUUUGUGUUGGGUGAGGCGUUGUUGGUUACACCCGUUCUUGAGCCGGAUGUGGAUUACACCAUGGGGGUCUUCCCUGGUGUCGCGGAUGGCGAGGUGUGGUAUGAUUGGUACACCCACGAGAAGGUCGACGCGGUUGCUGGGCAGAACACCACUAUUCCUGCUCCAUUGGGUCAUAUCCCGCUCUUUGUGCGUGGUGGGUAUAUCCUUCCCAUGCAGACUCCGGGAUAUACGACAGAUGAAUCCCGUAACGGUACUUGGUCUCUCCUUGUCGCUCUUGAUUCUGAGGGCUCUGCGGAGGGUGAGAUUUACCUCGAUGAUGGUGUUUCCGUCGAACAGGAGUCUACUGAGGUUAUCGCCCUUUCUGUGGCUUCAGGCAGUUUGAAGGCUUCUACUGAGAUUACGGGCUCGGUUUUGCCUCAGGCUGAGAUUGCUUUGGAGACAAUCACGCUCUUGGGUAUUACGUCUGAGCCGAAGUCAGUUGCCUUCAAUGGAAAGAGCUGUGAGAGCGUCUGCUACAACAGCACUUCUGGCGAGUUGAUUAUCUCCGAGCUUGGAAGCGCUAGUGCGUGGGUUCAGGAUUGGACCUUGGAGUGGCAGUGA